Molecule: messenger RNA, 204 nt
Organism: Aspergillus luchuensis
Lineage: Eukaryota; Fungi; Ascomycota; Eurotiomycetes; Eurotiales; Aspergillaceae
Exons: 1
Coding region: 1-204 (67 amino acids)
Biological process (GO): RNA processing
Molecular function (GO): ribonuclease III activity
Source: RefSeq, a predicted model, not a curated record
AUGGUCUCCCGCAUUGCCAGUAAUACGAACCUUGCCCAGCGGGGGUUCGAACUGGGUCUUCAUCGGUACAAUUGCAAGAAUCCCUCCCAGGGCAAUUUUGUCUCUGACAAGCUGAUGGCAACUACUGUUGAGGCUAUUUCCGGUGCCGUCUUCCUAGAAACAAGCUGGGUUCGAGCAGCAUUGCAGAGAAUUGUGGAUGCAUGA